AUGGUGUUGAGGUGGAACGACGGCAGCAGGGUCGCACGCUUCAGGGCGAUAUGGCUCAGCCUCGCCGCCUGGGCCCUCUACGCUCUCCUCAGGGCGCCGAACACGCCGGGCCUCGUCGUCAUCGUCGAAGUCGUCGAGGUGCUGCUCGCAGCCAUUUUCCUCGCCACCAUGGCGCAGAUGGUAUUUUGCCCGGAGCACAUCGUCGGGCCGCGGCCCGGGGGUGACGACGGCGAGGGCGACGCGGCCGUCCUUCCGCUGGUUGACGGUCAGGUGCCUCGCGUCACCGACGACGAUGAGGAGCUCCCCAAGGUGCAGCCGGCGCGGCAGUGCACGGCGAGCGCCCGGGUGGAAGGGGUUCGGGCCGUCGUCGCGCGUUCGUACGAGCACGGCGGCGAGGUCGACGGCUUCGUGGCAGAGUGCGCGGUGUGCCUGGGCGAGGUGGAGGAUGGGGAGCUCGUGAAGCGGCUGCCGGUGUGCCUGCACGUGUUCCACGGGAUGUGCAUCGACGUGUGGCUGCGCGGCCACUCGACGUGCCCGGUCUGCCGGUGCGGCGUCUCCGCACCGUCGGCGGGUGAGAUGGUGUGA
This is a messenger RNA of Setaria italica (foxtail millet), 585 nucleotides long. Its product is annotated as E3 ubiquitin-protein ligase EL5. The transcript has a single exon. The coding region runs from base 1 to 585 and encodes 194 amino acids. The record is from RefSeq and is a predicted model, not a curated record. NCBI's taxonomy places the organism in Eukaryota, Viridiplantae, Streptophyta, Magnoliopsida, Poales, Poaceae.